CCCCGGAACUCCCUCCCCCCUCCGCCCUCCCUCCGUCGCCCGCGGUCGCUGCUGGCUUCCGACGCACGCGGCAUCCGAAUCCGCACCGCACCGCACCCGAUCCCCGCGCCACUUGUCCCGCCGCCCAAUGCCCGCCCUCCGGUGAGAUGGCGCCGCCGCGCGGCGGUGCUCCCACCCCCUCGGAUUCCCCUCACUCCAUUUAUUCUCCCCCUGGCCCGCCAACAACAGCGUCCCGUCAUCCUCCUCACCCGCACCACCCCCGCUCGCCUAUUUAAGGCGACAUGCUCUCCAGGAGGCCGCUCGCCGCCGCCCUACGCCUCGCGCCCCUCUCGCCUCCGCUCCUCCUCUUCUUCGCCUCCUCCUCCUCCUCCUCGUCGUCACCCGCCUCGUGCUCCUCCCCCACCGCUUCGGCCUCGGCCCCCAGAGGCUGCAGUGCUCUAAGGAUGGAUAGCGGCGCUGUGGAACCAGCUUCAACCGGGGCAAUCUGGUCAACGCCGUCGGUGGAGCCGAGAAGCAUUUCCAUCGGGAAGCAGAUAUUCUGCAACAGGUCUCUCAACAUGAGGAACAUCACCGCAGUAGGAUUUGAUAUGGACUACACUCUUGCGCAGUACAAACCUGAGACAUUCGAGGCCCUUGCUUACCAUGGCACCAUUGAGAAGCUCGUGAAGGAUCUCAACUACCCUGAGGAGCUGUUGACAUGGCAAUUUGACUGGAAGUAUAUGGUCAGAGGACUAGUUCUUGAUAAGAAAAGAGGAAAUAUCUUGAAGAUGGACCGGCACAAGUAUGUAAAAGUUGCAUACCAUGGAUUUAGGGAGAUGUCGAAGGAAGAAAAAGUUGCUGCUUAUGGGAGUACAUUGAUAAGGGAUUCCUUCGAUGAACCUGAUUAUGCCCUUAUAGAUACACUUUUCUCACUGGGUGAAGCCUAUCUGUUUGCUCAGCUUGUUGAUUUCAUGGACAGCAAUCCUGCAAAAGUACCUUCAGGCACUGACUAUGCGCAUAUGUAUAGAGAUGUGAGGUCUGCGGUUGAUCUGUGUCAUCGUGAUGGAACUUUAAAACGAAUGGUUGCAAAGGAACCUAGCAGGUAUAUCAAUGAAGACUUGGCAAUUGUGCCGAUGCUUCAAAUGCUUAGAAAAUCUGGACGCUCCACAUUCUUGGUGACAAACAGUUUAUGGGACUACACUGAUGUUGUCAUGAACUACCUAUGUGGGCCAUAUAUGUCAGAUGUAAGCUCAAGUCACAACCACAAGUGGCUUGAGUAUUUUGAUGUUGUUAUAACAGGCAGUUCAAAGCCAAGCUUUUUUCAUGAUGAUAACCGAACAGGAUUGUUUGAAGUUGAGCCUGAUUCUGGGAAACUUCUAAAUGCUGAUCUUCAGAUUGGAAGCCCAAGAGCAAGUCAACAUCAGCCAAAACCAAUUCACAAAGUUUACCAGGGAGGCAAUGUUGGUCAUCUUCACAGACUACUUUCUGUUGCUUCUAGUUCGCAGAUCCUCUAUGUUGGUGAUCACAUAUAUGGAGACAUACUCCGCAGCAAGAAAGUUCUAGGUUGGCGGACUAUGCUGGUAAUACCUGAGCUGGAGCAAGAGGUGAAGCUUCAAUCAGAAUCAAAGUCUACUCGAAAGGAGCUUAGACACCUUAGAAUGGAGCGUGAUUCAGUUGAAGACACGAUCCAUCGCCUUGAAUGGUCUCUUCAAUGCGAAGCUCAUGGUUGUGCAAGUUGCAGGAGAUGUAUGCGGGUGCAUACUGCUGCUGAAUGUGAACUACUUUGUUUCAUAGUUGGCCGUCUUGAGAUGAACCACAGUUUCGUCGCGAGCACGCAACAGCUUCGCCGCUGAUUUGUUCAUCUGUUCUCUGGUGAGAAUCGGUCGCUUGUUGCGGCAGUGCUUCUGCUGUUGCGUAUGCUCUCUAGUUUGGGUCUUGCAAAGAGAAGUGGCCACAAGUGAACGGAGAUGCUAGGGCUGUUAGCAUCAAUGGAUCUAAUGUUGCACAAAAAUAUCAAAUACACAUAUACAACAUGACACACACACCUUUAUGAAAGAUGAAGAUCAAGCAAGGUUUUUUUUACUCAACUUGUGCUCUUUUCUUCAUUGGUUGUACGUAGCUGUUAUAGGGGUUUAGAAUGCCAUCAAUUUACAUAUGUGAACAAAUACUUGGCAAAUAGUACGAAGCAUUGGGAAUGUAUGCACCUAUUAACUCUGCACACUCUUAAGAAAUUCUCCGAUACUUAAACACUAAUUUUCCUUGGGGUAUUGAAUUAACCAUUCAAAUGCUCCUAGAAUAAUUCAAGCUGGCCCUCGUAUGAAUGGUCAAAUUGUACCCUUGAAGCUUUAGUGUGAAAGCAUUGGACAUUUUCUUAGAGCGUGCAUGAGGUUAAUUGGUGUGUAACUUCAUAAUGCUUAAUAUUUGCUUGUUUUUUGUCCACAUAUUUAAAUUGUUCGCAUUCAGAACCCUCAUGAAAGAUAUAUAUGACCGACGAAUAAACCAAGCCAAGUUGAGUUGAAACAAUGUUUGCUUUUUGGUUGUCUUUCUGAAGGGUGUGCAUCUAUUUGUGUAUGCGUGUUUGAAAUCUUUGUCCAUCAAUAGAUCCUUUGGGGCCAACAGCCAUGGCAUCUUUGUUCAUUUUUUAUCACUUCUC
Messenger RNA from Triticum dicoccoides, 2632 nucleotides. Its product is annotated as 5'-nucleotidase domain-containing protein 4-like. The record is from RefSeq and is a predicted model, not a curated record. The coding region runs from base 282 to 1832 and encodes 516 amino acids. NCBI's taxonomy places the organism in Eukaryota, Viridiplantae, Streptophyta, Magnoliopsida, Poales, Poaceae. Gene Ontology annotation, molecular function: 5'-nucleotidase activity. The transcript has 14 exons.